This is a messenger RNA of Polistes canadensis, 469 nucleotides long. Its product is annotated as mitochondrial pyruvate carrier 2-like. Gene Ontology annotation, biological process: pyruvate import into mitochondria. Lineage: Eukaryota; Metazoa; Arthropoda; Insecta; Hymenoptera; Vespidae. Gene Ontology annotation, molecular function: pyruvate transmembrane transporter activity. Gene Ontology annotation, cellular component: mitochondrial inner membrane. The transcript has 3 exons. Bases 16 to 387 code for a protein of 123 amino acids. The record is from RefSeq and is a predicted model, not a curated record.
AACUAGCCGUACAAUAUGCCUAUGACCGAUAAAUCAACUGCUUACAAACGAAUCAUGUUACAAAUCGCAUCGUAUCUGCCUGCAAAAUUUCGUUUUAUGUUUUUACAUCCUGCAGGACCUACAACAGUAUUUUUUUGGGCUCCAAUCUUUAAAUGGGGUUUAGUAAUCGCAAACAUAGGAGAUAUUAAUCGUCCCGCAGAAACGAUUUCCCUUAGUCAAACCGCCAGUCUUAUGUUAACAGGCGCGAUAUGGUCAAGAUAUUCGCUGGUAAUUAAACCAAAAAACUAUAACUUGUUUAGUGUAAACGCUUUCACAAGUGUUACAAGUACAUACCUUUUUGGAAGAAGAAUGUUGUAUCGUAUGGAGCAUAACAGAAAAAUGAUAUAAUGAAAUCGGUAAGAUUCGGAAAGUUAUCAUCAUCCAUCAAUAUAAAAAGAUCAUAAAGAAAAUAAUGACAUAUGUAAAUAAA